Messenger RNA from Olea europaea var. sylvestris, 384 nucleotides. RefSeq lists its product as uncharacterized. NCBI's taxonomy places the organism in Eukaryota, Viridiplantae, Streptophyta, Magnoliopsida, Lamiales, Oleaceae. The transcript has 2 exons. The record is from RefSeq and is a predicted model, not a curated record. The coding region runs from base 1 to 384 and encodes 127 amino acids.
AUGAUUGAUCUUUUUCCGGGUGAAACUAAAGAGUUCCUCAGUUAUGAUAUGGCAAUUAAUGACACAAAUAAUUACUAUCAACCAGAGUUUCUCAACAUAUUACUUCCAAAUGGAGUUCCACCUCAUCGAUUAGUGUUGAAAAUAAAUUAUCUAAUAAUGCUCUUGAGAAAUCUAGAUCCUUCAGAUGGGCUCUGCAAUGGGAGUAGGAUGGUUUGUCAUCAAUUCAGUACACAUGUUAUACAUGCAGAGAUAACUACUGGGCAGUACUCUGGCAAACAUGUAUUCAUUCCGCGUAUACCAUUAAGUCUUGCAAAUGAUGAAGGAUAUCCAUUCAAAUUCGUACAGAAACAGUUUCCUGUCGACUUCUCCAUACCGCAAUUUUGA